This is a messenger RNA of Schizosaccharomyces osmophilus, 1227 nucleotides long. It is a transcript of the gene ptc3, whose product is annotated as serine/threonine protein phosphatase PP2C catalytic subunit Ptc3. Lineage: Eukaryota; Fungi; Ascomycota; Schizosaccharomycetes; Schizosaccharomycetales; Schizosaccharomycetaceae. The transcript has 3 exons. Bases 1 to 1227 code for a protein of 408 amino acids. Gene Ontology annotation, biological process: protein dephosphorylation. Gene Ontology annotation, molecular function: cation binding; protein serine/threonine phosphatase activity. The record is from RefSeq and is a predicted model, not a curated record.
AUGGGACAAACAUUAUCAGAACCCAUUACGGAUAAAAAUUCCAUUCAUGGCAUUAACAAAGAUGUUUUGUAUGGACUGUCAAGCAUGCAGGGAUGGAGAAUUUCCAUGGAAGAUGCCCAUAGUGCCAAGCUUUCCUUAAGAUGUCCUCAUGAAAACCAAGAAGUAGACUUUUUUGCCGUAUACGACGGUCAUGGUGGUGACAAAGUAGCAAAAUGGUGCGGAGAACGCCUUCCGUUGAUUUUAGAAGAAAGUGAAGAGUUUAAAAAGGGAGAUUUUGUGAAUGCUCUUAAGGCUUCUUUUUUAAAAGCUGAUCAAUUGAUUUUGGAAGAUGAACAAUUUCAUACGGAUCCGUCCGGAUGCACAGCCACCGUCUUACUUCGAGCAAAGAACAAAGUUUAUUGUGCGAAUGCUGGCGAUUCGCGGACGGUGCUUGGAAGAAAAGGUGUAGCAAAGGCCCUUUCCGUAGAUCACAAGCCUUCCAAUGAAUCCGAAAAGGCACGUAUUUGUGCUGCCGGUGGUUUCGUGGAUUUUGGUCGAGUCAACGGAAACUUGGCUCUUUCAAGAGCCAUUGGCGAUUUUGAAUUCAAGAAUAGCAACCUGGAGCCAGAAAAACAAAUCGUUACUUCUCUUCCCGAUGUCAUUGUUCAUGAAGCUACGGAAGAGGAUGAAUUCGUAGUGCUUGCCUGUGAUGGUAUUUGGGAUUGUAAAACUUCUCAGCAAGUUAUCGAGUUUGUACGUAGAGGUGUUGUUGCUGGCCUUUCUUUACAAGAAAUUUCUGAGAAUCUUAUGGACAACUGUAUUGCUGGUGAUACGGAAACCACUGGUUUAGGCUGUGAUAAUAUGACUGUUUGUGUCGUCGGAUUAUUACAAGGAGAUUCUCAAGAAGCCUGGUAUAAAAAAAUUGCUGAUCGUGUUGCUGCCCAUGAUGGCCCUUGUGCUGCUCCUGAACUUGCGGAAUCUCGUGGUCCUGGAUUUCGCAACAAUGACAAUGCCGAAAGAAUAAUUGUCCCUUCGGGUUUUCAACAAAUCAAAGUAAAUAGAAUUGAGGGAUAUGAUAGAGAUGCUGACGAGGAUGAUAGAAAUGACAAUUCGGCAAAUGGUUCUUUGGCCGCAGGCUUUCGCUGGAAGGAACACUUUUUCCCUGAAAAAGCUGAAGAUGAAAAAGAAGAUAUUACUGCCGAGGAUUCUUCCGUCAAGCAGGUUGAAUCCGCUGCUUCUUCUGAUUAA